Molecule: messenger RNA, 8273 nt
Organism: Alosa sapidissima (American shad)
Lineage: Eukaryota; Metazoa; Chordata; Actinopteri; Clupeiformes; Clupeidae
Gene: phip
Product: pleckstrin homology domain interacting protein
Exons: 40
Coding region: 177-5852 (1891 amino acids)
Biological process (GO): regulation of transcription by RNA polymerase II; cytoskeleton organization; regulation of cell shape
Cellular component (GO): nucleus
Molecular function (GO): protein binding
Source: RefSeq, a predicted model, not a curated record
GGAGCGCGGAAGGCAGCGACGCAACCGGACCUGCUUGCUCUCCCCUGCCUGAGAGCGGAGUGAAUGGAGGAGCUACUCUUCCUGGUGAACAAACAGUGACAGCUAUAGGGCAGACAGCGAUACCCGCUUCCCAGCACGACCAUACAGCAUAUCCUUCACCCCAAAGCAACACAGAUAUGGCGUCUGACAGUAAACACGUCGCGCGGUUGAAAUCUGAGCUCUACUUCCUAAUAGCCCGAUUUUUGGAAGCUGGACCAUGUCAAAAUGCAGCCGAGACGUUGAUAAGGGAGGUACAAGAGAAGGAGCUCUUGCCCAAAAGAACAGACUGGACUGGCAAGGAACACCCUGGGAGUUACGAAAAUUUGGUGAAGUUGUAUAGCCACAUCACGCCGGAGCACCUGUUGCGUGUGUGUGAGCGGGUGGGGCCUCUUCUGGAGAGGGAGGUGCCGGCCAGUGUGCCUGGAGUCCAGUCCCUGCUGGGGGUGGGCCGACAGUCUCUACUGCGCACCAACAAGAGCUGUAAGCACGUGGUAUGGAAGGGUUCCGCCCUCGCCGCCCUGCAUUGUGGCAGGCCCCCGGAGCCGCCUGUCAUCUAUGGAAGCCCGCCCAACAUUGUGGAGACAUCUUUCAGUCGGCGUCUGAACGGCGAGUACCGACUGGGUCAGCUGGUGCCCACUGCGGUGUAUCUGCACAUGAAGAUGCACAAGAGGAUUCUGGGACACCUGUCUUCCGUCUACUGCGUGGCCUUCGAUCGCACCGGCCGUCGCAUCUUCACCGGCUCAGAUGACUGCCUGGUGAAGAUCUGGGCGACGGAUGACGGGCGUCUCUUGGCAACGCUGCGUGGCCAUGCGGCUGAGAUCUCGGACAUGGCGGUCAGCUAUGAGAACACCCUGCUGGCCACUGGCUCCUGUGACAAGACCAUCCGUGUGUGGUGCCUUCAGACAUGCGCUCCACUGGCCGUGCUAGAGGGACACGGAGCGUCCAUCACCUCACUUCAGUUCUCUCCUCUGUGCAGCGGUAGUAAAAGAUUCCUCUCCUCCACCGGUGCUGAUGGCUCCAUAUGUUUCUGGCAGUGGGACGCUCGCACACUCAAGUUUGGGCACAGGCCCAGUAAGUUUACGGAGCGUCCUAGGCCGGGGGUGCAGAUGAUCUGCUCGUCCUUCAGCGCAGGUGGGAUGUUUCUAGCCACAGGCAGCACAGAUCACAUUAUCAGAGUCUACUACUUUGGGUCUGGACAGCCUGAGAAGAUCGCUGAGCUGGAGUCCCACACCGAUAAAGUGGACAGUAUACAGUUCUCCCAUGGAGGGGACAGGUUUGUUAGUGGAAGCAGAGACGGUACGGCUCGCAUCUGGCAGCUGCAGCAGAAGGAAUGGAGAAGCAUCCUACUGGAUAUGGCCACCAAAAUACCAGGCAAGUGCAACCCUCCUCCUUUGGAGGACAAAGUCACCAAACUCAAAGUUACCAUGGUAGCCUGGGAUCGCCACGACAACACGGUCAUCACGGCUGCCAACAACCUGACACUGAAAGUGUGGAACUCCUAUACGGGCAAUCUCAUUCACAUCCUCAUGGGCCAUGAGGAUGAGGUGUUUGUUCUGGAGCCACACCCCUUUGAUCCCAGAGUGCUCUUCUCCGCCGGGCAUGAUGGGAACGCCAUCGUGUGGGACCUGGCCAGAGGCGUCAAGAUCCGCUCCUACUUCAACAUGAUUGAGGGCCAGGGCCACGGGGCAGUGUUUGACUGUAAGUGCUCUCCAGACGGUCAGCACUUUGCCUGCACAGACUCCCACGGACACCUGCUCAUCUUUGGCUUCGGCUCCAGCAGCAAAUACGACAAGAUAGCGGACCAGAUGUUCUUCCACACGGACUACCGGCCGCUGAUCCGCGACGCGCACAACUACGUGCUGGACGAGCAGACGCAGCAGGCGCCCCACCUCAUGCCGCCGCCCUUCCUGGUGGACGUGGACGGCAACCCGCACCCUCCGCGCUACCAGCGCCUGGUGCCCGGCCGCGAGAACUGCCGCCAGGAGCAGCUCAUACCCCAGAUGGGCCUCACCUCAUCAGGUCUGAAUCAGGUGGUGAGCCAGCAGGCUGCAGAAGGUUCCACUGCGCUGGACAACAUGAUCCAGAGACUACAGCAGGAGCAGGACCAGAGACUGGGCACAGACAGGACCAGCAGAGGUUCGGUGAGUUCCCCCACUGAGGUGUCGUCCCCUCCUAACGUGGGCCUACGGCGCAGUGGUCAGAUCGAGGGGGUGCGGCAGAUGCACAGCAAUGCUCCUCGUAGCCAGAUGGCCACCGAGAGAGACCUGGUGGCCUGGAGUCGCAGGGUACUGGUGCCCGAGCUACUGCCUGGCAUCGCCAGUAAACAGGAGGUCUGGAGGGAAGCUAAAGGAGAGGAGGAGAUCAACAUCUACAGAUCAGAGAGACGACGACGCAGCCUGCACAGCCAGUUCCACAGAGAGAACCGGCAGCAUGCACAGGAGAGCGAGGAGAGCCGGCGUCACCAGGGCAACCAGCAUAACUAUCACACACGUGCUGCCGUGGAGGAGAACAGCAGGCAGAGCGAAGCCACAGAGGAGGAGACCAAUAUGUCAGAGGGAGAGGCAGAUGUGCAUCCUCUAAACGGAGAAUCAUCAGAAGGAGAGGAGGAGAAGGAGGACGAGAAGGAGCCAUGGCCUGAUGACCACAGCAGCUCCAGUGAUUACUCCAGCGACUACUCAGACUGGACGGCGGACGCGGGCAUUAACCUGGAGCCCCCCAAGAAGACGAGUCGUCCGAAGAAGAAGACGGCCAGCAGCUCGGAGGAGGACGGUGAGAAGAAGAAGGACAAGGACAAGAAGGAGCGCAAGAAGGACAAAGCUGACCACAAGGCCCACAAGGACCACAAGGACGGGGCACUACCAAAGAAAAGCAAGCCCAAAGAAGGACGCAUGAAGCGGUUGCCAGAGAUGCGGGAGCAGGGUCUGACUCUGGAGGAGUGGCUGCCGUCCCCCUGGAUCACUGACACCAUGCCCCGCAGGUGCCCCUUCACACCGCAGAUGGGAGAUGAGUUGUACUAUUUCAGGCAGGGACAUGAGGCGUAUGUAGAGAUGGCCAAAUCCAACCGCAUCUUUAGCAUCAACCCCAAAAAACAGCCCUGGCACAAGAUGGAGCUCAGGGAGCAGGAGCUGAUGAAAAUAGUUGGUAUUAAGUAUGAGGUGGGCCUGCCCACUCUGUGCUGUCUGAAGCUAGCCUUCCUGGACCCAGACACGGGCAAGUUGACCGGAGGCUCCUUCUCCAUGAAAUACCACGACAUGCCUGACGUCAUCGACUUCCUGGUUCUCCGUCAGCAGUUUGAUGAAGCAAAAGAACGGCAGUGGCAAAUAGGUGACCGAUUCCGCUCGGUGAUAGAUGAUGCCUGGUGGUUUGGGACGAUUGAGAGUCAGGAGCCAUACCAGGCCCUCUACCCCGACAGCCUCUUCCAGUGCUACAACGUCUGCUGGGAUAAUGGUGACACAGAGAAGAUGAGCCCUUGGGACAUGGAGAAGAUUCCCGAUGAGGCAGUGUUUCCUGAUGAGCUGGGUCAGAGCGUCCCCCUGACGGAGGAGGAGCAGCGGGCACUGCUAUACCAGCCCCUGGAGGGUGAGUGGGGCGCCGGAGCCAGCGCACGACCCGACGAGUGCCAGCGCAUCAUCAACGGCAUCGACCAGCUCUGCACGCUGGAUGUGGCUGUUCCGUUCGCUCUUCCGGUGGACCUGCAGGCCUACCCGACCUACUGCACGGUGGUUGCCUACGUCACAGACCUCAGCACCAUCAGGAGCCGACUGGAGAACCGCUUCUACAGGCGUAUAUCAUCUCUGAUGUGGGAGGUGCGUUAUAUAGAACAUAAUGCGCGGACCUUCAAUGAGCCUGGCGCCUUCAUCGUCCGCACCGCUAAGUUCGUCUCCGACCUCAUGCUGCAGUUUAUCAAGGACCAAAAUUUAACAGACAUCAUCCCCCUCUACCACAAAAUGAAGAAAGAGGCCUUCUCUGACAACAGCAGUGAUGAAGACGAGGAUGUGGACGUGGAUGCUCCCGGCACAUCUACAUGCAUCAAGAAGAAGGCGCAGCGGCCAAUGCUGAGGAGCCUGCGGAACAAGCCUCAGUCACAUGACCCAGAGGCCUGGAAGGGGCGCUGCAGAGAGCUCCUGGACCUCAUCUUUCAGUGUGAGGACUCGGAACCCUUCAGACAGCCUGUGGACCUACAGGAGUACCCGGAUUACUUGGACAUAGUGGACACUCCCAUGGACUUUGGGACAGUCUUGAACACCCUGCUGGGUGACGAGUAUGAGUCCCCCAUGGAGCUGUGCAAAGACGUGCGCCUCAUCUUCAGCAACUCCAAAGCCUACACGCCCAGCAAGAAGUCCAGGAUCCACAGCAGGAGUCUGCACCUCUCAGCAAUGAUCUACAGCAUGAGUCUGCGUCUGUCCGCGCUGUUCGAGGAGCACGUCGGCUCCAUCCUCACCGACUUCAAGUCCGCCCAGCGGCUCCAGUCGGACCGGUUGACCCGGCAACGGCUGCACAGCGAGCGCCUGACGCGGCAGACGAUGAAGAGGAGGAAGAGGAGCUCCUCGCCUGCCAGCAGCACCGGCUCCAGCCCAGACAGGAAGAGGCGUGUCUCCAGCCGGGUCCCUCCCCGUGUCAAUCACGUGUCCCCGCCCCCAGUCCCCUCCUCCUCCUCGUCCAGGCCCGCCUCCCUGCGUCAGAACCUCCCCCACGUCAACGGCAAAGCGGAGCCAGCGGCCGCAUCCAUGCGCACACGCAGCUCAGCACGCUUCGGAGGCAGCGGCGCACACACACACACGCCCGCACACACACACACACACGCCCCCGCGUCUGCCAACACGCCUCCGUCGCCGCCCCCGGCCGCCACCCACCUGCCCGAGGCCACGCCCCGCAUGCUGAGAGCGCACAGCGCCAGCUCCGUCUCCACGGAGACGCCCCAUGACCCCGUCAGCUCCGGCAACGAGGGCAGUUCCAGGGAGAGGCCCCGACGCAAGCUCCGCACUCCCAUCAGGCUCAACCCAGGUCCGGUACAUGACAGUCCAUCGCAGAACAGCCUCCACCUGAAUGGCCACAGCAGUCACGUGACCCUGGGGGUGGGCCGGAGGCGAGGCCGGCCGCGACUGGACGAGAGGAGGCCCGUGCGACCGGCCGUCGCCCCAGCGCCGGAGUCCGAGUCAGAGCCCCCUUCGCUGCCCCGACCGCCGGGCAAGAAGCGCGGCCGCAAGAGCAAGAAGGAGCUGGAGGAGAUGAGGCGGCAGGCCACCCUGAGCACGGAGCUUGACCGCUCCACCACCUCCUCCUCCUCCGUCCAGGACACCAGCCUAUCGGACUCAGGGGUGGGGGCGGGACCUCCCGAGAAGCCCAAGCGGGGGCGGCCCAGGUUGAACCGGACUCCUCCUCCUCCUCCUCCUCCUCCUCCACCGACGGCUCAGCCCACUUCCCCCCCUGGCUCCGCCUCCCCUCCGCAGCCGUCCAAUCCCAACGCAUCGCUGCGACGGAGCAGCCGGCGCGUCGCCGAGGACAACUCGCAACCCUCGUCCAGUGUCCAGGAGGACCCAGACAGGGAGGAGGAGGAGGAAGAGGAUGACGAUGGGGAUGACCACGAGGGGACGGAGUACGAGUCGGGCCCCGGGGCGGCGGGCAGCUCCUCCAAGGGCUCCAUGCGGACGCGUAACCAGGGCCGCCGCACGGCCUACUACAACGAGGACGACUCGGAGGAGGAGCAGCGGCAGCUGCUGUUCGAGGACUCGUCGCUCACCUUCGGCACGUCCAGCAAGGGCCGCGUGCGCAAGCUGACCGAGAAGGCCAAGGCCAACCUCAUCGGCUGGUAGCCACAGAGCGAUGCGACGCGGCGUGACGACGUGACGUGACGACCUUGCUGCAAGCGCACCAGGGGUUGACUGUUCUGAAUGCCCCCCUCUCACUGCCCCACAGCUCACUGGGGCAAUGCCAUUCCUGCUGCUAUGAAACUGUAAUCUGUGUGUGUGUAUGUGUGUGUGUGUAUGUGUGUGUGUGUGUGUUUACGAGAGACUGUGAAUGUGUACAGCCACACAGAGACGCCUGGCCUGUGCAAUGACACAUUAAGUUCCGUGGAGACCAGUAACCCCCAUCCUAAUCACACACACACACAUACAUACAUACACACACACCAAACAUUGCCUUUCCCUGUUCAUCUGACUUGUUAAUGUGGUAUCAGACAACACCUCCAUCAUACAUAGUCUCUCUCUCUAUUCUCUGACCUAUGGGUGUGUCCAAUUCAUCGUCAGUGUGCCUGCCUGUAGAAUGUGUAGUGUUUAUGGCCUUCAUAAUCUGUGUGUGUGUGUGUGUGGAGGUCUACUCAAUCUAUGGAUUUUCUCCUCACCAGUCCACCAUAAUACUCUAUUGUACAGGGCUUCGUUUAUUUCAACACAGUGGUCAGCAAACUUAACUCCUAGAGGUUGGAGCUAGUUAUAAACCUAUGAGCUAGUUAUAAACCAUUUACGGGCCAUCAAAGCAGUCACUUUAUGUUAGACACUUAUAGGAGUGUGACCCACCCAGUGAGAGUUACUUGGAUGGUGUGUGUGUGUGUGUGUAUGCAAGACUGGUCCAACCAGUAAAAACAUUAUUAAUGAUUCAUUAAUCAUUAAUCAUUUUUAAGACUGGGAGUUGUAAGGUUGAUUUUCAUCAUACUCUCCAGUUAAAGAAGACUCACCUGCUCACAAAGUUGUGUGUGUGUGUGUGUGUGUGUGUGUGUGUGUGUGUCGGCAAGAGAGAGAGGCAGUGAUGCAGUCGUGUUUACAAGAUGUGACAGUAUGCCAUUUUAUUUUAACAGAAAUAUGACAUCAUUGUGUGUGUGUGUGUGUCCAUCCAAGACUUUUUCUUGGUACCUUUUGAAAUACACAAGGUACAUGUAUGAGUGUCUUAGUACAUGAUUAUGCACUUACAAACCUGGGGUGUGCUGUAUGUUGUGCAAAUAGGUUCAGAGGACUUGUGUACAUUUUUAUAUGUAAUUCCCUUUGUAAACAGCCCAGUUUGAGGUCUUUUCUCAUGCUGUCCUGUAUGGCUGGGCCUGAACUUAGUGUGUACGACUGGAAAUGACCAUGAGAGGAUGCCCUGUUUGUGUGUCCAUGUUUGGACUGAAUAUUGUUCGUUCUGAUUGUGCCUUCAAUUUCCCCAACCGUGUGUGUGUGUGUGUGUGUGCACGCAUGUGCGUUUGUGUGAGAGAGAGAGGAUUCUGGAAUAUCUAUGGCUCCUUCUUGGUACCGUCUUUGUUCCCCAGUGAGGUUCUGGUCCACAGGUACCACUGUAAGACAUGGUUUAGCCCUCCACUCACUCCCUCCUCAUCAUGGGCCUGUGCGGACUGGACUCACGCGGCCCCAUUGUUUUGUGAUCACCCCACAGCCAAAGAGGACUGUACUGACUUUUCACUGGAUCUGCGUCUGUCUUGGAAGGACUGAGAUCUGGAUUUUAGUGUGGACUGGUCUAUUUUUGUGAAUCUGGAUUGAUGUGAACUUCAACUUCAAGAGAGUCCUCUGGAACAGAUACACUCCUUAUCUGACCUGGUCAGCCGAAACAGUGGGUUUUCUUCUGUGGUUUAUUGGACGUUUGGUUUUAUUUCUCCUUUUUUUUUAAAAAGUAAUGAUUACGUUUUUUUAUUUUGAAGUUGCCAAAUGGAGCACUGUGGUGGUGUGGAGUUGUGAAUGUCUCAGAAUGUCUUUUUUUUUUUUUUUUUUAAGCUGGUUUUGGUGAACCAUAGCCUGGUGGUUGUGUGUGUGUGUGUGAAAGAGAGAAAGAGUGUGUGUGAGUUUGUGUGUGUGUGUCCAACCUCUUUGGCACCAGUGUGUUGUGUGUAGGUUUGUGAGUGUACGUAUUUUUAUACUCCUUUGACUAUGAUACCCAUUAUGAUAUCCCACCUCUAACCCCUACAAAGCAAUGGAGUGCUUCACAGGAUUUGACAUCACACUACCCACCCAUCAUCUGACCUGCAGAGCCCUGCGAUGUGAGGCGUGAGGUCAAGCGGGGGGUGGGGGGGCUGCAUGCAACCUUUCCCAGAAUUCUCUCUGUGUGAGGUUUGGGAAGAGGCUUUACUGUCCUCUGGUUUCCACGGAGAUUGGAUUAGAGGACUUUAUAUGUUAGUUUGUAUACUUUUAUAUAAAAAAGUAAAUGCAAAAAAACAUAAGCAUAGAAUGUAUGUGUAGGGAGUACUGCUGUCAUAUUAGUUCAUACUGAUAUUUUAAAGAAAUAAACAGUUGUGUUUACAAUGCUGUCCCUCA